AUGGCCGACAGAGGAGGCUUCCAAUCUGGAUUCGGAGGACGCGGUGGUGGUCGCGGCGGAGCUCGCCCUACUGGAGAUCGUCCAGCUGGACGUGGAGGACGCGGAGGCCGCGGUGGACGUGGUGGACGCGGAGGAAGAGCCGGACGCGGAGGAGAGAAGGAGACCGAAUGGACUCCAGUCACCAAGCUCGGAAGACUCGUCAAGGAGAAGAAGAUCACUACACUCGAGGAGAUCUACCUCAACUCCCUCCCAAUCAAGGAGUUCGAAAUAAUCGAUGCUCUCUGCUCCAACCUUAAGGACGAAGUCCUCAAGAUUUCCCCAGUCCAGAAGCAGACCACUGCCGGACAACGUACCCGCUUCAAGGCUUUCGUUGCCAUCGGAGAUCACAACGGACACGUCGGACUCGGAGUCAAGUGCUCUAAGGAAGUCGCCACAGCCAUCCGUGGAGCUAUCGUUGCCGCCAAGCUCGCUGUUGUCCCAGUCCGUAGAGGAUACUGGGGUAACAAGAUCGGACUCCCACAUACCGUCCCUUGCAAGGUCACUGGAAAGUGCGCUUCCGUCAUGGUCAGACUUAUCCCAGCCCCACGUGGUACCGGAGUCGUUUCUGCCCCAGUUCCAAAGAAGCUCCUCCAUAUGGCUGGAAUCGAGGAUUGCUACACCGCCGCUAAAGGAUCUACCGCUACCCUUGGUAACUUCGCCAAGGCCACCUAUGCCGCUCUUCAGAGAACCUACUCCUACCUCACCCCAGACCUCUGGAAGGAGGAGGCCCUCGAGAAGUCGCCAUACCAACGUCACCACGAGUUCCUUGCUCGCAACUAA
Caenorhabditis remanei is the source of this 819-nucleotide messenger RNA. RefSeq lists its product as uncharacterized. Lineage: Eukaryota; Metazoa; Nematoda; Chromadorea; Rhabditida; Rhabditidae. The coding region runs from base 1 to 819 and encodes 272 amino acids. Gene Ontology annotation, cellular component: cytosolic small ribosomal subunit; ribosome. The transcript has 3 exons. The record is from RefSeq and is a predicted model, not a curated record. Gene Ontology annotation, molecular function: RNA binding; structural constituent of ribosome. Gene Ontology annotation, biological process: translation.